Messenger RNA from Conger conger (European conger), 3171 nucleotides. It is a transcript of the gene mmaa, whose product is annotated as metabolism of cobalamin associated A. Gene Ontology annotation, molecular function: GTP binding; GTPase activity. The record is from RefSeq and is a predicted model, not a curated record. Gene Ontology annotation, cellular component: cytoplasm. Bases 223 to 1434 code for a protein of 403 amino acids. The transcript has 7 exons. NCBI's taxonomy places the organism in Eukaryota, Metazoa, Chordata, Actinopteri, Anguilliformes, Congridae.
GUAGGAAGUGAAACAACGGUGCCCAUCAUGUUUUUCACAGCUGGCAAAGGUGGAGAGCUAGGUCAACUUUGCAUGUAUGUUCUCACUAGCCAGACGUCUUUUUAAAUGGCAUUCAAUGUAUGACAUCUGUCAAACAGUGCCCUAGAAAACAAUGAUAGCAAAACAAUAGGAAGCGGUCUUUUGAGCCGGGUCUGUCUGGCAUAACCGCGUCGGCGCUGAACAAUGGCAUCUUCAUCAUUCUUGUGUGUGGCUCACCGCGUAAGCAUGUUGUCAUCAGCAUGGACUGGCCGCCUCGGUCGCUCUUUGAGUUGUACAGUGGCUUUAGAUCUGGGCCGGUCAGCAUUACUGGCCGAGCAGCAGCGACGGCGCUACUGCAUGGACUCAGCCCUGAAUCAGCACAUGGGCGAGCUGACGGACAGGGAGACUAGGGUCUUGGAGCGGCUAUAUAAGGGACUCGUGACCGGGCGUAGGGCCUGUCUGGCGGAGUCUAUUACUCUGGUGGAGACCCAGCACCCUCGAAAGAAGGAGCUGGCGCAGGUUCUUGUCCAAAGAGUCCUCGCCCACCGGCGCCAACAGGAGCGACUUAAUGUGGGGAAACCUUUGGCUUUUAGAAUAGGGCUGUCUGGUCCCCCAGGAGCAGGGAAGUCUUCUUUCAUUGAGGUGUUUGGGAAGAUGUUGACUGGAAGUGGCCACAAAGUUUCAGUUUUGGCUGUAGACCCCUCCUCCUGCACUACAGGCGGGUCUUUAAUGGGCGAUAAGACGCGCAUGACAGAACUGUCCAGGGACAUGCAGGCCUACAUUCGACCCUCCCCCACGUCGGGCACCCUGGGAGGGGUCACCAGGACCACUAACGAGGCCAUAGUUCUGUGUGAAGGAGCUGGGUACGAUAUAGUUUUAGUGGAAACAGUAGGUGUCGGCCAGUCAGAGUUUGCAGUUGCAGACAUGGUGGAUAUGUUUGUUUUACUCAUUCCACCUGCUGGGGGCGAUGAACUGCAGGGAAUCAAGAGGGGGAUCAUUGAAAUGGCUGACUUGGUUGUGGUCACCAAAGCAGACGGAGAUUUGCUGGUUCCUGCACGCAGAAUACAAGCAGAGUACACCAGCGCCCUGAAGCUUCUCCGGAAAAAGUCCAAACUAUGGAACCCAAAGGUGUCACGCGUGUCAUCGCAGACGGGCGAGGGCGUGGCGGAGCUGUGGUCCCGGAUGCAGGAGUUCCAGGAGGUGGGGCUGCGCAGCGGGGAGCUGCAGAGCAGGAGGCGCAGCCAGCAGAAGGUGUGGAUGUGGAGCCUGAUCCAGGAGAGCGUCCUGCAGCACUUCCAGGAGCAGCCCUCCGUCAGGGACGCCCUGCCCGCGCUGGAGGAGCGUGUGACCCGCGGGGACCUCUCCCCUGGCCUGGCGGCCGACCUGCUGCUCAGAGCUUUCUCAACGGCGCAGUGACACCUGCCGUCUGAUAUGCUGCGCCGUAACACACACUACACUACACUGGACUGUUUUAGCCGUUUGUGUGCAAGGAGGAGUGUUUGGGUUUUAAUUUUAUUAGAUUUUUUCAAUUGCCAAUUUUUAAUUAAAUAAAUCAGUGAAGUGAAACCUUAUCAAGCAGGUCCUUGUUAUUUGUCCACACCUUUGCUUAGGUGUGGCCCUUAACUGGCAGAGCCAGGCCUUCACUGCCAGGACUGUCUGUGUACAGUGUGCUCAGUCUGUGUGCCCAAACGGUUCAGUUCAUGUAGCUGAACUGUUGUUCUGUGGUCUUGAAGUGCUCCAGUGUUACUGUGAACACUUUCCAGCACAAGGGCCUUCUGUAUGUGCUCUAAAUAUCCUGUUCCAGCAGGACAGGGGUUCCAGAUCCUUCUCUGCCCUGGAAGGAUGGUAGUGCCCACCCCCAGUGCCCGCCCUGGGGUUGCUGGGUGAUUUUAGAAUGCCAAGCCAAGAUGAUAUCAUCAUUAUCCUCCCCCCCUCCCCCCCCCCCCCAAAAAAAAGUGAAUUUGCAAUGCCAAAAUCGCAAGUGCCUUUAUCAGUAGGGUAGGAAAAAACUAAGCAAAAACAAAGGACCAAAUUGCCACGUGGUUUCUUACAACAAGCUAGUUACUAAGGAAACACCAUGUUAAUAUUCAAGCUUGGGGUGCGUUUGUGAAGCUGGUGCAUUUUCUGGAAGAGGGAGAAAGAGAGCCAGAACGGCCAAAGUGCCAGCUGGCUUUUCUUUUCCACAAGUCCCUGCAGACUUGGGGACAAUCCGCCAACCGUCUUUUGCCAAGUCUUGAUCUUCAAAAAAACACUGGUGCUUAAUUGGCAUUCUGUCACUAGUAGCUGCUACCGGAAUGGCCAGCAGUUUGUCUAUUUAACUGGAAAAGGAGUUAAACUGGAAUUUGAACACUUAAUUUUAACAUUAGCUGUUUAUUUGAUUCCAGAGAAUGAUAUAUCCAAUGUAAAGAUUUUUCAUCAGGCCUAGUAUUGCUCUGCCUGUUCAUUGGAGGGGUGUCCAGUGCAUAUAUCCAAUCUAGGAGUCCAUUGUACUCCACAGUGAAUAAACAGACACGACAGGCGCUCAACAAAAUAAAAGUAAAUGUUUCCUGCUGUAAGAAGUGUGUUAUACAUACUGUAUUUAAUGACUGAUGAGAGCCAUGUAACUUGCACAUUUAUGUUUAUUUGACAUUUUUAAUUUAAACUGUGGCUGUUUCCAGUGUCAUUGAGGAUGACCCUUAAUUUAUAUCCCUGAAAUGAUACUAAAGCAAUGUCACAUAGCACGUAAUAGUUGCCAUGUUGGUGUUGUUUCCUAGUGCCACUAGAUGGCAGCGUAACUCAAUCGUUCAACCAGUGUUUAAGCUCUUCUGUGAUAAUUGUCAGCAAUUCUGUCAGUGAAAUAAUACAUUAUAUUUCUAUUGGAAGGUGUUUCUUCCAGAUUUGAUUUGAAUUUGAAGAUGCAAACUCGGUUUAGAUAGUGAAUUUUCCCCCAUAUUUGCCAUCAUAGUAAAUGGACAUCAGACUUCCAUUUUACAUGGAAACAUGAAGUGAUCUUGUUGCACUUUGACCUGCAAAAAAGAAAAAAACAUUAAGAAAUAAACAAUCAGCGAUCAUCAUAAUCAACCGUGAUCUUAUAUAUUUUGGCAAACAUUACUGUAAAUUUGCCUCAUGCUGAGGUGCGUCUCCACAAAGGAGAAAGUAAAGUGUUUUAUUGAA